Messenger RNA from Centropristis striata (black sea bass), 2014 nucleotides. RefSeq names its product leucine-rich repeat-containing protein 19-like. NCBI's taxonomy places the organism in Eukaryota, Metazoa, Chordata, Actinopteri, Perciformes, Serranidae. The record is from RefSeq and is a predicted model, not a curated record. The coding region runs from base 779 to 1348 and encodes 189 amino acids. The transcript is spliced from 3 exons.
AUGCGUAUGCCUUUUCACAUAACUCUCUGAACAUUUUUCACAUAACUUUAUAUCUCUUUCAAUUAAUUUUAUAUCAUUUUCAUACGAACACAAUCCGCCCUUUUCAUCCUGUAAGAAAAUAGGUCACAGUUGCUUCUUGUUCUUGCGUAGGAUGCCUGCUAUCUCAAGUCCUCAAGGUCGUAAGGCUGUACCUCCUUAACCAGUACACACACACUCAUUGUAACUCUAUAAAAACUGUUAGCUCUCUUUGUCUGCAGAUUCACUCUGUGCAGACCUUUUUGACUGUACCUUGUGCUCUCCUAAUCGCAAUUGGAAUAAACCUUUUUUGCUUAUACUCCAACGACUCAGUGAUCUUUCCUCCUUAUAACGAUUUUUGCCACUACAACACUUUAGCAGAAAUUUCAAUAAUUUCUAAUGAUUGACCUCUACUUUGAAAAAUUAAAUAGUGUAAUUAAGCUCCUUCAGGUUAAAACUCAUCAUGAAAACAAAAUGAAAUGACAAUAAAACCAUGUUUUUAAUUCACUCCUGACUGAAAGAGUGGAAAUAAAAGGAGAAAUGGAUGACAAACCUAAUAAAGUUACUCAUUAACGUCUGUGUCUUAAGGGCAUGGUGCAUGGUGGGUGUAUUAUGGUAUGUCCUGCUGCAACCUUUGCCCAGGGAGUCUUUAUUUUUUUUCAGAAGGAGCUGAAAAGGAAGUUUAAAAGUCAGGUCUCUGAGACAAACACCUGCUCUCUGUCAGUGAUCUUAUUCUGUACAGGUUUUCCCUCAGGACAUAGAGAUGGGCCGGUGGAGCUGCUUCCUCUUUGUUGUGUUCUUUCUUUGUGGAGCUUUUAUCAGAGAAGCUUGUCCAGCUGCUAUAUCUGAUGCAGGGGGACACAACGGCGCCGAGAGACGUCUUCUGAUGGAAGACGACGAUCACACCAACAAUAACGGCACUUUACUGCGAAAGGCAGCCGAUCCAGAUGAGGGCCCAAAGUCCCUGGAGUGGUCCUAUCUGGCUGCAGGUCUGGGCACAGUCCUCACCAUCUCGCUCCUCAUAGUGAUGGUGGUCAAGUUCCGUCUCUUCCACCGCUUCUUGGUCAGCUACAGACACUCCCUGCUGGAGGAGAGCGACGGGGUCAGCCAGUACGGCCAGGACCAUCUGCCCUUCCCCAGCAGCGUGAUGGGAAGGAUGGAAGAGAUUGGAGGGACUCCAGGAGGGCUGGAGGACGACGAUGACGGCUUCAUCGAGGAUAACUACAUCCAGGCCAGUGAGAAAGCAAGAGCUGAGAGAGGGGACGAGGAGGAGGAAGAGGAAGGGGACGAGAUAGAAGACAGUGAUGAUGAUCUUGAGUUCACUAUCGGGUGAUUAGAUAAAAGGGGGACUUCAUUAAAAACAGCUGGUUUGCAACUAGGGUAAGAUUUUGAUUAACAGUCGACAGUGACACAGUGAUUCUGAACCUUUCUGGACUAUGACCUCUUGAAAUGAAUCAUCAUCUAGCAUAUGUCUAUUAACUGUGAAGAGAAAGUUCCCCUCAAAAAGUCUCUUAUUGUUUCAUUUAAAUAGGCCAGAUGGGCAAAAAAUAUAGAUGUCACAAGAAAUAAGACAAGAUUUAAAGAAAAGCUGAAAAAAAUGUUUAUCAGAAUUUAUUUCUUGCUCUUUUUUGUGAUCUCUAAAAUGAUCUUGUGACCUUAUGCAGGAGUCCCAACACAUUGUCUGGAAACCCGUGAAAGUGCUGAAUAGAUGUAUAAUCAAAGUGAAAACGGAAUUAGACACAGAUGCUUCAAAAUGUCUGAAGCUUCAGUUAUGAUUGGACUUGUGUCCAAAAUGAGCACAUUUGUAAUGAUAGAAAUGUAUAAACAGAAGUUAUAUGAAUCUUUGAAAAAUGUUACUGUUUGUCUUUUAGUUCAUUUGAGCACAGUUUAGUAGUUGCAUCUCAUUAUAUACUUAAGCUAUGUAUGGAAGCCCUAAUAGGCAAGUGAGAAAAAGAAAAAAAAGUCUGAUACAAAUUGUUUUCUCUCAUGUAUUAAUUGC